Messenger RNA from Plutella xylostella (diamondback moth), 2648 nucleotides. The record is from RefSeq and is a predicted model, not a curated record. NCBI's taxonomy places the organism in Eukaryota, Metazoa, Arthropoda, Insecta, Lepidoptera, Plutellidae.
UGUCAAAAUUAGACUUCGACUUCUAGGAUUCGCGACUUCUUUCCUUGCAAUUUCGAAAGAGUUUUGUAAUGUUUGGGUGAGGUAUCGCCUGCUUCUGAUGGUUUGAGGUGUGAGAACAGCCGUGGAGCCGAGAGAUGACGUCGAGAAGUAAGAACGCCGUCAGGAGUUACGAGACGGAGAUAGAGAAAUGUCGAGAAGAGUCCAACUGGAAGAAGGCUGUGGAACUGGCCACACAGCUGAAGGCCAGGUCACCCCAGCACGAAAGCCUAGCACACUUCUUGAUUGGCGAGGGCAAGUUAGAGGCACAUUUGGAGGAAUGGCCACCAAUACGAGACAACAUAGAGAGAGCCCAGCGGGAGCUGUCAGAUGCUCGAGGAUACCUCACACUGGCCACCGAUGAGGCCGGAAAGAAGGCCGGAGUGGCUCUUGAUGCUCACUUGUUACUCGGCAAGCUGAACUACGCCUGCGGGGCUUAUGAUGAUGCGUUGAAGAAUUACAAACUUGCCGAGCUAAAUACGUUGACAGAGAAAGAAUUGCCUAUCCGCAGUCUCCGCAUAGUGGCGGAGUCGUACGCCAUCAAGGGGCUCUGCCUGGAGGAGACGGCGCCGGGCGGCGGGGGCGCCUCCAGCCGGUUUAAGGCGGCUGAGAGGGAGGCUGAUAUGGUCCGCAGCUUCGAGCUAGCCAGCGACCUCACGCUCCUGUACCUUCAGAAGACGGCGGCGCCGGCCGUCCGCGCCGGGCCCACGCUAGAGGCGGCUUUACAGAGAGCCCCACACCUACAUCUGAAGGCGGGGAGACCGCAGGCUGCUAUAGAUAGAUACCGCUCCAUGCUUCGCGCCACCGAGUGUCAGUGGACGCAGGCGCUUCGACUCACUCUGGCGCGACAGCUAGCAGAACUACUCAUGAGGGGCACUAAUGGACAGGAGUACAAGAUCCCGUCAGUGUCCUCGGCUGGGGGUCGGCAGGCGGCGCCCGGGCCGUGGACGCCGGCCAAGUACACCAGCAUCAACCAGUUCGUGCCACAGAACGUGUAUGAAGAGAUAGUGCUACUACUACUCGUGAGCGAGGCGAUGGCGGUCAGAGCCGCCGUGCUGUCGCAGAGCGCCGAGUUUGAGGUGGAGCGCGGCAGCUCCCUCCGCGCCGCGCGAGCCGUGGGCGACCUGCUGGCGCUGGCGGCCGCGCGCUGGGGGCACCUGCAGCUGGUGCUAGAGAGUCUGGAGCGAGCCAUGAAGUUCUCGUUCGGCUGCGCGCACACGUGGCGGCAGCGCGCGCUCGCCACCGCCGCCGCCGCCGCCGCAACGCCGCCUAGCACACAGCAAGCAGGUAGCCCAGCAUGGACCGCGGGCACGAAGGCGGUGUCGGUGAUGCGCCAUGCUAAGACCCUCGCCACGGACGACGCGCCUCUGAGGCUGGUGGGAGCAAACACCUGCUAUAAUAUGGGAGAGGUAAGUCGAGAAAAUGGAGAAAGAAUUAGUAUUCAUUUUCAGCUGGAAGAAGGCAUAGCGUUAGCAGAAGAAGCGUUGGCGAUAGAACAGAAAACGAACGGACCUCUAUUAGCGAGAUGCCAUCUGUACACCGGCAUAGGAUACCAGAUGAAAGCACAGAGAACCAACUCGCGCAUCGAGAAAGAAGCCUCCAACGAGAAAAGCCUACAAAACCUCCUGAAGGCCGUCCAGCUCGACAACAACGACCACCUGGCGUUCUACCACCUCGCGCUACACUACCUGCGCCAGGCCAUGCUCAACGAGGCUAUGGACGCAGCCCGCUGCUGCCUCCACGCUCGCGCGGAAUGCGCGGGCGGGCUGCGCGUGGCGGCGGCGCUGUGGGCGUGCGGGGCGGCGGGCGCGCGCGGCGGGCGGGCGCUGGCGGCGGCGGCCGUCGCCAGGCACCACUACCCGGCCGCGCCCUGGCCGCUUACUGCGGCUGCGAUGUUGCAGCUGCAGUGGGGGGAGCCUGACGCGGCGCUAGCAUCUGCCAGGGAACUCCUAGCCCUAUUGAACAGCUCCACAGAGUCGGAAAUGGAACAGAACGGCUACACCGAACUAGAUGCAUUAUCGGACUCACAGCCUGAAGACGUGCAAAGUAAUAGAGAUGCGGUAUCGCUCCGCGCAGAAUCCGUGGGCGUAUACAGGGUGGAGCGCGCGCUGUCGGAGGCGGCGCAGUCGGGGGCGCCCUGUAGCAAGCUGCUGGCGGGGCGGCGCGCGCAGGCCUGGCUGCUGUGCGCUGAGCUGUGUUUGAGACUGGGUCGCAUCACGGCGGCGGCAGGUUGUGUGGCGGAGGCCGCCGCGCUUACACCAUACAGCCAUCUUGUACUUUAUACUCGCGGGCUAGUGCACGAAGCGAGUGCGGAGUGGGAGGAAGCUCGCGCGUGCUUCCGCGACGCCGUCGCCAUACACCCCACGCACCUGGACAGUCUCGUGCAUCUCGGCACAGCCUACUACGAGACCGGCUGGAUCCGGCUAGCGGAAUCGGUCCUUCGGUCCGCCCUGGCCCUGCAACCUCUACGUGGGGACACGUGGCGCCGCCUGUCGCUGGUGCUGUCAGCGAGGGGCGAGCACGCGGCCGCCGCCGACGCCGCCGCCGCCGCCGUCUGCGCGCAGCCCGCCGCCGUCUACUCGCACUGGGGGCUCUAGUCACCAGUGUGAUAU